AUGCAACCGUGGCUGAAGGUGUCGCUCUUGCUGUGUGUGUUCGGGUUCUUCCGGGAACUGCGACCGUCGGAGCCGUUCGUCACCGAGUUCCUGUCCGGCGAGUGGCGCGAUAUCGAGCCUGAACAGCUGAACCGCGAUGUAUACCCGAUCGGCACGUACAGCCAUUUGGGGCUGCUGGUGUUUAUGUUUUUGCUCACGGACAUCCUACGAUACAAAUCGAUUAUUAUGUUUUCCGCCUGCGUCGGUAUCGUCAUCUGGUCGCUGCUGCUCUGGACCGAGUCGCUGGCUGCACUGCAGGUGGUGCAAGUGCUGUACGGUGCCUACAUGGCCUCGGAGGUGGCCUACUACACGUACAUCUACGCCAAGAUCGACCGAGAGAAGUAUCAACAAGUGACGGGCAACACGCGUGCAGCCGUUCUGCUCGGCCGCUUCCUGUCCGGCGUCGUCUCCCAGGUGCUCAUCUCGACCGGUGCCAUGGAUGUACGCGAUCUGAAUUACAUUACCUUCGGAGCGCAAACAUUUUCCUUGCUCUGGUCAUUCGUGCUGCCGUCGGUAAGGACGAGUGUUUACUUCUACUCCCCCGCUUUACGGUACACCUUUACGGCCACGGCCGGAGCUAUUAUUUACGUGGGUUUCUCGUUCCACUAUCCCCGCACCACAGCAUCCGACGGCACCGGAACCCAGCAGCGACCGGUGGCGACCAUUGCCACCAUCGAACAUCCUCCGGAAGCAACCCUGGGACCGAAAUCGAAACCGGCCACCGCACCGCGGGCUACCUUCUCGGCUUCGCGAGCGGUGCGUCUCUUGGGGCGCCAUUUUAUCGCUGCCUACCGGCAAGUCCCGGUCGUCCAGUGGAGCCUCUGGUGGGCGCUGGCGAUGGCCGGCUUCAUACAGGUCCAGGUGUACGUGCAGCUGCUGUGGCACGAGAUCGACGAGGACCAGGGCACGCUGUUCAACGGCGGGGCCGAGGCCGUGCUAACGCUGCUCGGGGCCCUGAGCGCCAUCAUCGCCGGAUACGUGGCGAACCGCAUCUUCGAGCGGUGGGCCCUCUGGAUGCUGACCGUCUGCUCCGGGCUGCAGGGCGGCCUCGUCCUCUACUCCGGCUUCGCCACCAACAUAUGGGUGGCGUACACCCUCUACAUCCUUUUCGGGGCCCUCUACCUGUUUAUGAUUACGAUGGCCAGUGCCAUCGUCGCCAAGUACCUGGAGGAGGACAGCUUCGGACUGAUAUUCGGCAUCAACACGUUCGUGGCAAUCGGUGUCCAGGCGCUCCUCACCCUGGCCACCAUCUCCGAGCGUGGCCUAAUGCUCGAUCCCCGGGAGCAGUUCAAAGUCUACGGGGGCUACUUUCUGGUGCUAUCAAUAAUCUACCUAAUUGCUGCCGUCGUCAGUUUCACCUCCGGGUUGUGGCCGUGUUGGCGGUCGCAGGAGAUCAAGGAUGGGCCACCGGAAAGCCAGCCUCCGGUCCCAGUGCCGCCCUGUAGGACUCCGAGUCUGGGGCAGUAA
This is a messenger RNA of Anopheles bellator, 1506 nucleotides long. Its product is annotated as folate transporter 1-like. The transcript has 6 exons. Gene Ontology annotation, cellular component: plasma membrane. NCBI's taxonomy places the organism in Eukaryota, Metazoa, Arthropoda, Insecta, Diptera, Culicidae. Gene Ontology annotation, molecular function: vitamin transmembrane transporter activity. Gene Ontology annotation, biological process: transmembrane transport; vitamin transport. The coding region runs from base 1 to 1506 and encodes 501 amino acids. The record is from RefSeq and is a predicted model, not a curated record.